UGGGAACUGACCAUGUGGCUUCACCAACUUGGUGUGCAGCUCACCAUCGUGACCUAUGGGCUCCUGCUGCUCCUCCUCCAGGGUCAGGGCCAGGACUCAGUCAGCCCCAUCCGGAUCACCCACACCGGGCAGGUGCGGGGCAGCCUUGUCCGUGUGAAGGGCACCGAUGCGGGGGUCCACACCUUCCUGGGAAUUCCCUUUGCCAAGCCACCUGUAGGACCACUGCGCUUUGCAGCCCCUGAGCCCCCUGACCCUUGGAGUGGUGUGAGGGAUGGGACCUCCCACCCAGCCAUGUGUCUGCAGGAUGUGGCUAGGAAUACACUGGUUGUGAACCUCUUGAAUCUGACCCUCCCUCCCAUCCCCAUGUCAGAGGACUGCCUGUACCUCAGCAUCUACUCACCUGCCCAUGCCCGUGAGGGCUCUAACCUGCCUGUGAUGGUCUGGAUCCAUGGUGGUGCCUUGGUAGUGGGCUCAGCUUCCAUGUAUGAUGGUUCUAUUCUGUCAGCCAUUGAAAAUGUAUUGGUGGUCACUAUCCAGUACCGCCUGGGAGUUCUGGGCUUCUUCAGCACUGGAGACCAGCAUGCCACUGGCAACUGGGGCUUCCUGGACCAAGUGGCCGCCCUACGCUGGGUCCAGCAGAAUAUCGCCCACUUUGGAGGCAACCCUGAUCGCGUCACCAUUUUUGGCCAGUCUGCAGGUGGCACUAGUGUGUCCUCACAUGUGGUGUCUCCAAUGUCCCAAGGACUUUUCCAUGGUGCCAUCAUGGAGAGUGGGGUGGCUCUCUUACCCAAAAUUAUUGACAUCUCAUCUGAGGUGGUUUCCAUGAUGGUGGCCAACCUGUCUGCCUGUGGGCAAGUAGAGUCAGAGGCCCUGGUGAGCUGCCUGCGGGGCAAGAGUGAACAGGAAAUGCUGGCUAUUACCAAGGCUUUCAAGACCAUAUCUGGUGUGGUAGACGGGACCUUCCUGCCCAGGCAUCCUGAGGAACUGCUGGCUUUAGCUGAUUUUCAACCUGUCCCCAGCAUCAUUGGUGUCAACAAUGAUGAGUUUGGUUGGCUUCUUUCCACAGGCUUAAACAUUGCUGACACCCAGAAAGAAAUGGACAGAAGGACUGCACAGGCUAUUCUUCAGAGAAUGUCGACAUAUUUGAUGUUGCCUGCUGAAUUUGGUGACCUGUUAAUGGAGGAGUAUAUGGGGGAUAAUGAGGACCCACAAACCCUCAGACUCCAGCUCCAGGAGGUGAUGGCAGACAUCCUGUUUGUGAAUCCUGCACUCCAAGUAGCACAUUAUCAGCGUUCCCAUGCCCCUGUCUACUUCUAUGAGUUCCAGCAUCGGUCCAACAUCUUCAAUGACAUCAGACCACUCCACGUGAAGGCUGACCAUAGCGACGAGAUCAUCUUUGUCUUUGGAUCCUUCAAGGGCAGUGAAGUUGAGUUCACUGAGGAGGAGGAGCUGCUGAGCAGGAGGAUGAUGAAGUACUGGGCCAAUUUUGCUCGAAAUGGGAACCCCAAUGGAGAGCGCCUACCCCACUGGCCACUGUUCGACCAGGACCAACAGUACCUGCAGCUGGACAUCCAGCCUGCUGUGGGCCAGGCCCUGAAGGCACAUAGGUUUCAGUUCUGGACCAAGACCCUUCCUCAGAAGAUCCAGGAGCAAGGCACACAAGUCAAGCACACAGAGCUCUAGCUCCCUGUUCAUGGAGGGAGGGAAGGGCUAUGUGCAGGUAGGCUCUGCCUGUGGUGCCCACUCUUGCCCACUCAGGAGCCAGGGUUGGCCUCUCAUUCACAGAGCCAUUCAUCCACUCUUUAUCUAUCCAUUCAGCCAACACUGGUAAAGAAUUCACCUCAUGAUAUUCAUUUCCCAGUCUGCUGUGGGUCCUCUCUUUUUAGACACACUCAGUAAAUCCCCCCCCAGGAAGCUGUGAUUGGGUAAGCCCAGUGGAUGCUCAACUUCCUCCACACACACUGGGCCUUUAGUAUAUUCUUCCCUUCCUCAACUAACCUUCCCAGGACUUUCUGUCUCCUGAAAGAAUCUAGACACUCUACAAAGGAGGGCUAUGCUUUGAGGAAUGUCCCCACACCUGAGUGUUAAAAUCCCACAUCUACUUCUCAGCCAAGUCCCAUGUAUUCUCAUAUCUGUCAUUGACCACUAGACAGACUAGACUAGAAACCAUGAUUACCUAAAGCCGUAGUAUCACAGUACAUUCAGACUGCUGUAAAAAAAAUACCAUCACAAAGUGGUUAGCUUAUGAACAACAGAAAAUUAUUCAGAGUUUGCAAGGUUAUGUCCAAGGUCAAGAUGCCAGCCUGGUAUGGUGGCACACACCUGUAAUCUCAGCAACUCAGGAGACCGAGGAAGGAGG
Molecule: messenger RNA, 2359 nt
Organism: Marmota flaviventris (yellow-bellied marmot)
Lineage: Eukaryota; Metazoa; Chordata; Mammalia; Rodentia; Sciuridae
Product: cocaine esterase-like
Source: RefSeq, a predicted model, not a curated record